Molecule: messenger RNA, 4933 nt
Organism: Saccostrea echinata
Lineage: Eukaryota; Metazoa; Mollusca; Bivalvia; Ostreida; Ostreidae
Product: superkiller complex protein 3-like
Exons: 41
Coding region: 2-4441 (1479 amino acids)
Cellular component (GO): Ski complex
Molecular function (GO): protein binding
Source: RefSeq, a predicted model, not a curated record
AAUGGAUCCAAAAGAUGUAAAAAUAGCAUUGAAAAAUGCUAGAGAAUGUAUAAAGAAUAAAGAAUACAAGGAGGCCUUGAAGCAUUGUAAAGGAAUUCUAGCUCAAGAUAAGAGCAACUACAAUGCACUGGUAUUUGUGGGUGUAGCAGCUGAUGGUUUAGACCAGCCAGAUCAGGCAGUAAAGGCAUACCGGCGGGCCACCGAGUCUGAGCCAGACCAACCGCUGGCAUGGCAGGGACUGAGUGGUUUUUAUGAAAAGCACAGUUCACCAGAGAAUGAUAAAGAACUAGUAGAAGUGUACACCAAACUCAGAGAUUUCUUUGAAAAUGACAAGGACAAGAAAACAGAAGUGACAAAGAAGCUUGCUAAUUUACACAUAAAGCUGGGGGAUAUUAACAGGGGUUUAGAACUGUAUGAAAAGUUGUGUUCUGAGGAGACAGAAGACUCUGUCAAGUGUAGCCUCUAUACAGAUAUGUUAUCAUUGUUCCUAAAGUUGUCAUCCCCCACACCACCACAAGAGGACAUGGUAAUUGACAUCAUGAAUAGUCUGCUGGAGUUGGAUGCACAGCUUGAAGAAAGAAUCAUUACCUUCUAUGUAGAUAUUCUUUUUAAGAAGAAAGACCAUUUACUGUUAGAGAAAUCUUGUCAUGUGCUAUGUGAAAAGUAUCCCUCAAUGAAAUAUCCCUUAGAAGUCAAGUUACUGAUAAUUAUGGAUAGAGCUUUUUGUUCUGAGCUUCUUUUGCCUACCAAGGAUCCCCACAUGUCUGAGACCAUGACCCGGCUCUCAGAAUUAGACAGUGAGAGUGUUACACUGAAAGCUGCCCAAGGAUUCCAGUAUAUGUGUAACAAAGAACUGAAUCAGGCUAAGGACUGCUUUGUUGAAGCUUUGCCAGUGAUGACCUCCACAAUCUGUGUACCAUACUAUCUGGCUCUGACCUACUUUCUAUUACAUAAAUUGGCAGAUGCUGAAUCAACUAUUAAGCAGUGUGCCAUAAAUCUAAGUAAGAAGAGUAGACAACUCACAGUGUCUAGUGGUGUCGUGUCCAGGAAAGUAAAAAUCCUACAGGCCAGAAUCCUUCUACAAACAAGGACCACGGACUCUCUCCAGUCAGCUCUAGCCAUUACAGAGGAGCUUUGUGCAGAAGAUACAAGUCCACAAGUGUUGAUUUUAAGAGGACACAUUUUAUUAAAUUUGAAUAGACUAGAAGAAACAGAGGAUAUCCUCAGUAAGUUAGAGGUUAACACAGAGAGAACAGCACUGGAGGGAUAUGUCAUGUUCUACAAGGCGGAAUAUACCAAAUCAGCAGCCAUAUUUUGUGAGUUGAUGAAGCAAGAUACCUCCAACAGUGAGUACCACCUGAUGUAUGCCAAGUCCCUGUGGUUUGAUAAAGAGAGACUCCAGAAUAAUCUUCAACCCUGCCAUACUGCUCUUCUGAAGUCAGCCAAGCUUGAUUCCUACUGCAGUGAGCCAUUUGAGUACUUGGGGAGAUUUUACACAGAGAUACAAAAAGACCAAGUCAAGGGAAAGCGCUGUUUUCAGAAGGCGUUUGAUCUGGACAGGAGCAAUGACAGUGCUGGGGAGGCGCUCUGUGAUAUCAUGAACAAGAUUGGAGAAGAGGAAGAUGCGUACCAGCUGCUUUUGUCUGUGACAGGUAAAGCCAGUGCUGGAUGCUGCAAGUGGGCAUGGCUUAGAUUGGGCCUUCACCAAGUCAAACAUGACACAGCAUCGGUAGCCAUAUCCAGCUUUCAGUCAGCUCUCAGGGCAGAUCCUAAAGACCCACAUGUCUGGGAAUGUUUGGCAGAGGCAUACUACAAGAGAGGAAGCUAUACAGCAGCUCUUAAGGCUUUCACCCGAGCAUCAGAGUUGAAUCCAAAUUCUGUGUACAGUCUUUACAUGAUUGCAUGCAUUAAACAAACACUGAGUAUGCUGACAGAAGCUAUAGAGGAAUAUGGAUUUAUCCUGAAGGACAAACCAAAUUAUGUGCCAGCUCUGAAAGGUAUAGGAGAGACAUAUGUACUGCUGGCCAAACAUCAUUUCUCACAAGGUUUCAAUGGACGAGCAAAAGAAAAUUGUCAAAAUGCUCUUCAGUUUUUGACAAGGGCAGUGUGUCACAGACCUGACCUGUCAUGCUUGUGGAAAUUAAUGGGGGAUUCCUGUACCAUCAUCCAUCCCCUGCCAUCACAAACCUUCAGAUUUAAUGUGCCAGAAAACUUGUACAAAUCCAAAGAGUCAGCAGAAGAAUGCAAACUCAAUUUGCUACAGACUCUAGAGCUAGGAGCCAGGUGUUAUGGUCGAGCUUUAAAGUUACUCCCUGACUGUGCUGCUCUGUGGCAUGACCUUGGCUUUAAUCUCUAUCAGCAGGCCUUGCACUCUAAUGGCCAGGAGUCUCUGGAUAUGGCAGAGAAGUCCGUGGAAGCCCUGAGGAAGGGAUUAUCCUUGGAUCCUGUCAAUCACCUUAUCUGGAAUGCCCUAGGAUUAGUCUACUGUCACUCAGGUCUGAAGAAGCCAUCACUAGGGCAGCACUGUUUUAUUAAAUCAAUACAAGCAGAAUCUGCUAAUGUGGUGGCUUGGACAAAUUUAGCCACGCUUUAUCUGAAGAAUGGCAACAUUGAGUUGGCACAUGAGGCCUACAAGGUGGCUCAGAGUUUGGAUCCUAACUAUGUAUCCUGCUGGAUUGGACAGGCUAUGAUUGCAGAAACUGUAGGAGAUGAUGAUGCCAUGGACCUGUUCAGGCAUACUACUGAGUUAUCUCCCCAUGUGGAGGGAUCUUUGGGUUAUGCACACUGGGUCUGUACAUUACUUCAGGAUGAAACCAAACACAAUACAGAAAUGUACAGCUAUGCUAUCCACCAAAUGUUAGCUGUCCCAGCAGCCUCGGAUGCUUUGGUCAAAUAUCUAGAUCUAGUGGAGACCAACCCUGGAGCAUACAAUAUGUAUGGACUGCUGAAGGAACAGCAAGGACUGUACCAAACAGCAAAGGAGGCAUUCCAAAAAGCAGUCAAAUUACUAGAUCCCAGUGACAUACUUCUGAACUUGGUAAAAAUCAACUUGGCCAGAACACUUUGUAAGCUUGGUGAGUACCCUGCAGCAUUAUUCCUAUAUGCAAAGUUUGGAGAACUGGACUCCCUUCAAGAUCAAUGUUACAUGGGUUUGGCAUUCUACAAGGCACAGAAGUACACAGAAAGCUAUCAAGCCUAUGACAGAGCACUUGAGAUUAGCACUACUGACAAAGACAGUUCACACAUCCAUGCAGUGCUAGGAAUGGUGGCCUACAAGUUUGGAGACGUAGAUGGAGCCAAGGCUUCCCUAUUUCAAAGUUCUCAGCUGCAGCCCCCUUCACGUCAUGGUCUGGAAGCUUUGUGUGCCUUAGGACUGAUGACGUGUGACAUGACCUUGACUCGUGCUGUUCUCCAGGAAAUGCCCAAAGUAGGAGCAGACAACUCUAGUCCCUACUUUACAGUAGUUCAUCAUUGUCUUCUGGAGGAUGACUGGGAACUGGCAAAAGCAUUCAUACAGAAAUGUAUCCAGAAAUCUCCAGACAGUUACUCUUUGUGGAGGCUGUUGUCACGGUUACAGUUGAGAUGUUGCCAUGACAGUCUUUCCUCGUCUUCCUCAGUGUGUGCACAGACAGCCUUGUGUCUCAGGCCUGAGUGUCAGAACUUGCUGACUGAUGCUACUCUAGGACUGUUAAUUGAUGGCAAGCAUGUAUCAAAAACCACAAACAAUGAGGCUUUACUGAGUGCACAAAGGGCAACUCUUAUAAACCCAGAGAAAUUGGAGAACUGGUGCACCUUGGUAUCAGCAGUGCACAGCCAAUCAGUGCUGGAGGCGGAGUCAGAAAGAAUGACAGCUCUCCUCAAACUUGAAUCCAGCUAUCUAAGAUGGCUAAUAUCAACAACCAAUAUAACUGAUGUGUUAAGGGGCUGGUGUCAGAAACAGGUGACAGUUGUUUCUUUACUUACAAGAGAGAUAACAAAGGAAUCUGUUGGAGAUGACAUGAAAGUAUUUGUUAACAGUCUUCUAGAAAGAUAUUCACAACCUAACAAUGAUGAGCAGCAAGUCCUCAAGCUAUAUAAAUCCCUUCUAUCUGAUACAGGGAAUGAUGAGGUCUCUAACAAAUUCACCAGGUUGACAGAUGAGUUGAUAAAAAAGUCCACUCUCUCUGAGUCCUUAAUAAUGCUGAUGAAAGCUGUUCUCUUAAUGAAAUCAAAUCCCAAACUGGCCAAACACCGCCUAGUAGACAUCCUGGUCAGGACAAAGACAGAGUUUGACCGGUCACUACUGGUCAGGUCCAUCACUAGGAGGUGUCUCCUUCACAUACUCAAAGACAAUGCUGAGAAAGAAAGCGAACUCAUUCAGGUACUGUUAACAGAGGCAGAAGAGGACCGCGAUAAUGAUACUGUGAAUUAUUAUAAACUGCUUUUUUCAGACAGUUGUUAGAAACAAACAUUUAAUGUAAUAAUAAAAUGGAUUGGUGCUUUCUAUCUCUGUAUAUGAAUUGAUAAGAUUUUGUUGAUAUAUAAGAUAUAGACAAUAUCCUGCAAAAUACAUCUAGUAACUCUUAUUGAAUAAGACCUUUUUUAUGUAAAGUUAUUGCAUGCAAGCUGUUUGAAUAGGUUUGUGAAUUUAAAAAAAAUGGAAAACGUAUCUUCAUUUUCUUUAAAAUAUUGUGAACAAGGAAGGUCGAUUUUUUUAGGAGAUGGAAAACUCACAAUUUCACAUAUUUGCACAUUUUUCAAAACAUCAGAUAUACUCAUAUGUUAAUAAAAUUUAAAGUCCUUAUGCAAUUUAUAUACACCAGAAAGACAAAACAGCUCAGUAUUCUUUUAUAUGAAAAUAAAGCCAAUCUUCUAUGUCAGCCCCUAAAAUUUUGGUGUAAUAAAGCUGCUUGCUUGCUGUAAAUGGUGUAACUAAAAUAAAUUGAAAAGAUAA